GAUUGUCGUCUUCAUCCGCCUUUAGCGCACGCCGCGCGCCUCUCACGCCCAGAUCAGAGAUGCUCGUACCUGGCGCAGUUCAGAGAACCCCCAGCAUCAGCACCCGUUCCCGCGCAUCUCCAUGACGGCAGAACCUCCAGCAUGGUGCAGAAAUCCCGCAACGGCGGGGUGUAUCCCGGCCCGCAAGCCGAGAAGAAGCUGAAGGUGGGCUUCGUGGGGCUGGAGGCAGGCGCGACGGAGUCGAAUCGAGACGGCGCGCUGCUCAUCGCGGGAGCAGACGAAACGAAGCGCGGCAGCAUCUUGAGCAAGCAGCGCUCCAGCAUCUCGGGCAAGAGGCCGCCGAAACGCAACGCUUUCUACCGACGCCUGCAGAAUUUCCUUUACAAUGUGCUGGAGAGACCGCGGGGAUGGGCGUUCAUCUAUCACGCUUACGUCUUUCUGCUGGUCUUCUCGUGUCUGGUCCUGUCUGUCUUCUCCACCAUCAGAGAAUAUGAGAAGAGUUCUGAAGACGCCCUCUACAUACUGGAAAUUGUAACCAUUGUGGUUUUUGGAGUGGAAUACAUCGUGAGGAUCUGGUCUGCGGGAUGUUGCUGUCGAUACAGAGGAUGGAGGGGGAGACUCAAAUUCGCCCGGAAACCAUUCUGUGUUAUCGACAUCAUGGUGCUGAUCGCGUCUAUCUCGGUGUUGGCUGCUGGAACGCAGGGGAAUGUGUUUGCCACCUCCGCCAUCAGGAGUCUUCGGUUCCUCCAGAUUCUCCGGAUGAUCCGUAUGGAUCGGCGUGGAGGAACAUGGAAACUCUUGGGGUCUGUGGUCUAUGCUCACAGCAAGGAACUCAUCACUGCCUGGUACAUUGGUUUUCUGUGUCUGAUCCUGGCAUCAUUCCUUGUGUAUCUCGCUGAGAAAGAAGACAAUGUGAUGUUUGAAACAUACGCUGAUGCUCUGUGGUGGGGUCUGAUCACGCUGACCACUAUCGGCUACGGCGAUAAAUAUCCCAUAACCUGGAACGGACGGCUUCUGGCGGCGACCUUCACACUGAUCGGCGUGUCCUUUUUCGCUCUGCCCGCUGGGAUCUUGGGUUCUGGGUUUGCCUUGAAAGUCCAGGAACAGCAUCGGCAGAAACACUUUGAGAAACGCCGAAACCCGGCCGCUGGCCUCAUUCAGGCUGCCUGGAGGUUUUAUGCGACCAAUCUGAAUCGUACAGAUCUCUACUCGACGUGGGAUUAUUACGAGAGAACCGUAUCCGUACCCAUGUACAGACUCAUUCCUCCUCUGAACCAGCUCGACCUGCUGAGAAACCUGAAGAGCAAAUCUGGACUUUCCUUCAGGAAAGAUGCUCAACCUGAACCGUCUCCCAGUCAGAAAGUGAGUCUGAAAGAGCGCGUGUUCUCCAGCCCGAGAAACUCAGCUAGUAAAGGGAAGAGUUCUCCUCAGGGUCAGCAGCCCGUGCGUCGCUCGCCCAGCGCAGACAACAGCAUUGAGGACAGUCCCUCUAAAGUACCCAAGAGUCUCAGCUUCUGUGACCGCAGUCGUACCAGACAAGCCUUCCGCUUUAAAGGGGCGGCGUCACGCCAGAACUCUGAAGUGCUCAUUGAGAUGCAAGAGGAAGAUUUGAGACACAGGAACUCAGAAGCCAGUCUUCCUGGUGAAGACAUUGUUGAUGACAAUAAAAGCUGCCAUUGUGAGUUUGUCCCUCAAGAUUUAACGCCGGGAAUCAAGGUCACCAUCAGAGCCGUGUGCAUUAUGAAGUUCAUGGUGUCCAAGCGAAAGUUUAAAGAGAGUUUGCGGCCGUAUGAUGUUAUGGAUGUUAUAGAGCAGUACUCUGCCGGUCAUCUUGACAUGCUGGCUAGGAUUAAAAACCUUCAGUCCAGAGUGGAUCAGAUUAUCGGUCGAGGCGCUGCGAUAACAGACAAAGACCGUCCUAAAGGUACCACAGAAACAGAACUGCCUGAAGACCCAAGCAUGAUGGGAAGACUCGGAAAGGUGGAGAAACAGGUGAUGUCCAUGGAGAGAAAACUGGAUUUCCUGGUUAACAUCUACAUCCAGCGGAUGGGAAUUCCACAGUCUGAGACGGACGCUUACUUUGCUUCUAAAGAGCCUGACCCGGCGCCUCCGUACCACAGCCCGGUGGACCACAUGGUGAAGAGCGGCUCCAUCACCAAAAUCAUCCGUUCCAACAGCUCCGUCGGCCCAAAGAUCUUCGACCCGCCCCCCUCCACCUGCAUAAACCACCACUGUCCGCCGUCAACAUCCUGGCACGCAAAGACCCUCCCGAAACCCAGCCAAAGGGGAAGCCAGGGAACCUCCCCGGUGGGCGACCCGUCUCUAGUGCGUAUCCCACCACCUCCGGCCCACGAGCGCUCCUCUGGCGCGCACAACGGCAGUUCACGAGGUCAUUCAAGGGGCAGGGGACGCGGAGUGGAAGGGGGACACCCGUUGGCGCUUUCACAGGAGCAGCCUGGUGAGGAGAGUGACUCGUCCAUAUCCAUCCCCUCGGUGGACCACGAGGAACUAGAACGCUCCUUCAGUGGCUUCUCCAUCUCUCAGUCCAAGGAGAACAUAGAGUUUCUCAACAACGCCUACUUCAGCGGUGUGUCGCGCUGCACCAAAGUGAGGCCCUACAUCGCUGAGGGCGAGUCAGACACGGACUCUGACCUGUGUGCUCCGUCGCCUCAUUCUGCCACCGGCGAUGGUGCCUACGGAGAUAAAGGAUGGUCUGGUCCCAAGUAAGCUUGGUAGAAAUGUCAUAAAGUAGGAUUCAAUCCAACAAGAGCAGCGUCUGGAGCAAAGGACACGCUAGUAAGCCAUGUGAGUGGUCAUGCGUGUUUAAGAAGCAGCGUUAGAUCUCACGAGCACGGGUUUAGGAUUAAAAGAAACAUGGAUAUGACAGCCACCAAAGUCUGAGAAUGUCUGCUACUGAAGUCUGGACAGGAAUAACUCAAGAAUUGAGAAAUUCAUCCGUUCAUAGCUCGCCACACGGACGAGAGCGACUGUGAUGUGAGGAUAAAUGAGAGAUGAGGAGGAAGGAAAUAACGUCUUUACCAUUUCAUACAUGGUGCAUUUUCAUCUUUACAAACAUGUUAACUCUCAAGGAUUUACAUAUUGUCGAUGUUUGUAAUGUUUGCUAAAAGAACAGUCACCCAAAAAAUCAAUGUUCAUUCACUCGCUCAAUACACCGUUAUAGUCACUUAAAUACUAAGUAAUGAGGUUUGAAUUUUUUUUUUCUGUUUUUCGAAAAAUAAGACGAGCGAGUCAGUAAAAAACGACAGAAUUUGAUUUGAGGUGAACUUUUUCUUUAAGACACGUCGCUGUAGUUUCACAUCGUCCAUGUUCGCUUCUGAAUGUACUUCACGACAGCUUGUGAAUUUUUAAAGGUGUAACUUCUUUAAGCCAGGUCAAUCAACGACUAUCACCAUAUUCCUUCAUUACACUCACGAUGAAGGGUUAAGAAGUUCGUACGAAAUAUAAACACUUUAUCUCAAGUUUACACUUUUUGAAUACACUCUGGAUUAAUAAUCUGCAUGCUGAUCAAUUAAAAAUACGUAGAAGAAAUGUAUAUUUCCUAUUAAUUUCAUACCGCAAAUUAACAGCUUUUUUAACGAUAAGAGCGCCUAAUCUUUUCUGCCAGUUUUGUUUUUCUUUUCCUAGAGACAGUAAACUUCCAACACAAUUUCUAUAAAGAAUGAAAAUGUACACAGAAACUAUUUCCGUAAAGACAAAAUUUAAUUUAAUAAUGAAAAGUGUCUACGAUAAUUCUUGUAGAUGUAUAAGCAUCACUUGCGAUGUCAUGUGUCAUCUUUAAACAUCGUGAAGGCAGGUUGUAAGAUAAAGUUAAAUUUCAUAAACUCUGUCUUUUGAAAUCAAUGUAGUCACUCAUAAAACAUCAGCUUGGAAUGAUGCAGUAAUAUCACUGAGAUCACAUCAAAAAUGUACAGCAUCGUUUUGCCUUAUGAGUCUCGUUCUAAUGAAAUUGGUGUUCGAUUGCCUUUAUUGCUUGUUUAUCGGUCGAAAUCAUACUGAAGUACCGUUCCCAAUGACUGGACGACUGUAGAGUCUGCUGUCAUGCUGUCUGACUACAAAUUUUGCUUCUUUUUACAAAUAUCAGCGAUCUCACAGACCAGUGACAGCAGUGCUCUUAAUAGUGAUCUGAAGCUGUCAAUCGUGGUGUUUAAACUGUUUUAGAGCACUUCUCAUGUAAACUCUCCAUCUCCAAAGAUGAUUUUUUUUAGAUGAGUUUUGCACCAUCGUGUCUUCCAUACGGCCUACGUUUCUAUAAUCACAGCCGUUUCUUUCUCUCACAAACCCUUUAUGCUGUUUUAAAGCUUCACACUUGAAUAUUCUGCAUUGCGUUCUACCACAACCUCGACAAAACAAGAUCAUUUUAUUCAUGCAAAAUUAUGAUUUCGUUCUUUUGAUGAAAUUGGGACGCAAAUGUGGUUAAAGAAGCAGAAUUUCUUGAAUUCAAACUAUAUGAUUUACAUCAGCUCUUCUUCAUCAGAAUUUCUUAAGUUAAAGCUACUUGAUACAAAAUCAUGUAUACGCAGAUCUGAUUAGAAAUGAACGAUUGUUUUAGUUGAAUUCUUAAAGGUCCAGUGUAAACUUUUUUGGAGGAUCUAUGGACAAAAAUGCAAGAUUAUAUACAUAACUAUUUGUUCAGAGGAGUAUAAAGACCUUACAUUAGAAAGCGUUUUGCUUUUAUUACCUUUGAAUGAGCUGUUUCUAUCUAUAUACAGCGCGGGUACCAUCGCAUGGAAUUCGGGCUGUUGUAACCCUAAACCGACAUACUGCUUUCUGCGUUUCAUAAAUACGUCAUGUCUUUUGGCAAAGAAGCGAAAACGUGUCGACAUCUUAGUCCUGUGAGAGCUGCCUUGGUGCUAAGGCGUGGAAUCAGUGUCAAUUUGCAACCUCACCACUAGAUGCUGCUAAAUUUUAUACACUGGACCUUUAAGAAUUCUAAACAAACGUGUCCAAAUUGACCAAAUUACUGCCAUCUGAUGCCAUCACAAUACAGAAAUAUAUGGAUUUGAGUUCUCUGCACAUUUACAGUCAGUGAUGUCUGUAAUAGUAUUUGAAUGUUUUCAUAGCUGCCUUGCCUGGCUUGCAAUGUUUUUCCCAAAGGUUUUUUUGUAUUUUGCUAAAUUGCCUUUGAUAUGUUUUGUAAUGCUUUCAUAGUUUUGUUUUUUUAUUUUUCAGUAACGUAUAAAUGUUUUGAUAUUCAUUGUGAAUAUACUUAAUGUGAAUGUAUUCUAAAUUGCUGUCAUUAGGGCCUACAUUGUUUUCACUGUGCAGACUCACGACAUUUAGGUUAUAUCAGUUUACAUUUUUACAUGCCAAACAAAACACUAAAGCAAAUCUUUAUUUAAAAAUGCCCUUUGAAAUGACCAGCAGGUAACCAGCAAGACUCUCAUGAUAUUCCAGCAGAAACCGAACUGGGCUGCCAUGCAAAUAUAAACAAUGCACACUAUAAAAAUAGUUUAAAGCGAAAAAGUUCAUUAAAAAUGAACAAAAAUCAUGCAGAUUUCAUGGGAAAUGUCAGUUUGAGGUCAUUCAAUAUGUAAAGAUAGGCACAAAUGAAUCUGCAAUUUUAUAUUUCAAACAGAGAUGGCGACAGAGAGGCAAAGGUUACAGAUUGCAUUUUUAAAGUCAUCAGAGUUAUCACGAUGGACCAACAUUUUUUAAACUUAAAAAAAAGAGUAAAUCUUAGCAUAGCACUUCUCAGAAACCAGGGUGUCCACGUUUGUUCUCUCCAGAAAGACACACGAAUCAAGAAUUUACUGUAAGCAGAAUGUCACGGCCCGCUCACGUUAUGAAUGCGGCAUGCCUUAAAUUAUCCCCUUUUGUGUUUAUAAACACUUAUGUGAUUCACGUCGACAAAACAUGUGUUUUCCAACAGCUCGGCUCUUAGCGAACCUACAACAUGCUUUCAUCAGAGCCAACACAGCACUCCAUAACUGCUGUUUCUCACAAAUGAUAAGCUCUGUUGUCUUUUAUUUUCACAAAAGGAAAAGCUUGCUGGCAUGUUCUCAGCUGCUGAAUGCCAUAUAUAUGUAUAAAUAUAUAUAGCUUUUGAUUAUUAUGUAGCAUAUCCGUUGUGUAGUCUCUCAAAUCCAUGAACUCAUGGGACGUGUACAAUAAACUUUGUAUA
Triplophysa dalaica is the source of this 6142-nucleotide messenger RNA. It is a transcript of the gene kcnq2b, whose product is annotated as potassium voltage-gated channel subfamily KQT member 2. Bases 142 to 2727 code for a protein of 861 amino acids. The record is from RefSeq and is a predicted model, not a curated record. Gene Ontology annotation, biological process: potassium ion transport; transmembrane transport. Gene Ontology annotation, cellular component: membrane. The transcript is spliced from 16 exons. Gene Ontology annotation, molecular function: voltage-gated potassium channel activity. Lineage: Eukaryota; Metazoa; Chordata; Actinopteri; Cypriniformes; Nemacheilidae.